Messenger RNA from Lolium perenne, 1116 nucleotides. The record is from RefSeq and is a predicted model, not a curated record. Lineage: Eukaryota; Viridiplantae; Streptophyta; Magnoliopsida; Poales; Poaceae.
AUGAUUGGAGCUUUGCUUAGGAAGUUCUGGCCGGGCAAGUACUAUCCCCUCGGCACUGUCCCAGCUGGCGAGAUGAAGCUAGCCACUACUUGGACGGACUACGAGAGUGCCCCUGGCGUAGGCUUCCCGACGGCUGCUGAGGCCGUGAUGAGAAAGUUUUGGUGUUUUUAUCGUGUGGCGCCCGAGGUUGAGGAGGCGGCCGCGAACAGGACUUUGCGGGCGACUUGUGAGAGGUUGACACCGCAGGUGUGGUACAACCAAAGGAUCACGUCCGCGGGUCACUUCUGGGCAGAGAGAGGCGAGAGGGUCCAUAAGCCGGACAUUGUCGGUAAGAAUGCUAAGGCCGAGUACGAGAUGACGGUGGAGGACUACAUGUCGGUUAUCCCCGAUUGGGCCGAGCCGCAUGCCGAGGCAUGGGAGGAGAUGGUUAGGACGAGGUGGCUCAAGAUGGACGAGGACUUUGCAGCCGUGGCGAGGCGGAACGCGGAGAACCGAGGCGACGGUGGCACACACCGUGGGGGAAACCUCGGCUACGAGCGCUACAAGGGGAAGACGCCCGACUUCGAGGCGGCCUACGUGGUCGCUCAUCAAGAAUAUCAGGUGGCCUUCAACCAAGCACCAGCAGCACUUCAUGGAGUACAUGGCAUAUAUACAUGCGUCGAUGGUGGCCAAUCAAACUGGACAGACAGCGGAUUUAGGGCCGAUGCCUCCCUUUCCGGGGCCGGCGCCAAACAUGCCAUCGAAGGAAAAUUUCGCUGCGGAGUACUAUGGGAGAACAACGGGAACGGGAUGUUCCGGAAACCAGGGUGGUGGGAGGGAGAUCACACCGGUUCAUCAUGGUGGUCCUUCUCCCGGUGCUACACCCGGUACUUCUCCCGGUACUUCUCCCGGUCCUUCUCCCGGUGGUUCUUCCGCAGCUUCUACCGGAAGGAAUCGGCCCGGGCCGGUGUCUAGCGGCGACGAGCUCCUCUAGUUGUCGCAUUGUAUCUCUUAUCGACACUAUGGCACCAUGUAUGCACACUAGGGCACCACCAUGUAUGCACAUUAUGGCACUAUGUAUCCACUAUGACACUAUGUAUGCACUUCAUGUUAUGUGUAUUUGCACUUCAUGCGAAG